Molecule: messenger RNA, 1614 nt
Organism: Dromiciops gliroides (monito del monte)
Lineage: Eukaryota; Metazoa; Chordata; Mammalia; Microbiotheria; Microbiotheriidae
Gene: PPP1R1B
Product: protein phosphatase 1 regulatory inhibitor subunit 1B
Exons: 7
Coding region: 148-765 (205 amino acids)
Biological process (GO): intracellular signal transduction
Cellular component (GO): cytoplasm
Molecular function (GO): protein phosphatase inhibitor activity
Source: RefSeq, a predicted model, not a curated record
GGGAGGGGAGAGGGGAAGGAAAAGGAGGGAGGCGAGCGGGGGAGCAGAGCCCCAGGAGAAGAACGGCUCGGGACCCACAGGCUCCUCCGGUUCCCGGACCGCAAAGGCAAGAGCAGAAGGCUCCACCUCAACCUCCCGGUCCCCACCAUGGAUCCCAAAGACCGAAAGAAGAUUCAGUUCUCCGUGCCUGCGCCUCCGAGCCAGCUCGACCCUCGCCAGGUGGAGAUGAUUCGCCGCAGAAGACCAACCCCCGCCAUGUUGUUCCGUGUUUCGGAGCACUCUUCUCCAGAGGAAGAGGCUUCUCCCUAUCAGAGAUCCUCUGGCGAGGGGCACCACCUCAAGACCAAGAGACCCAACCCCUGUGCUUACACUCCCCCUUCUCUGAAAGCUGUCCAGCGCAUUGCCGAAUCACACCUGCAGUCCAUCAGCAACCUGAGUGAGAACCAGCCUUCUGAUGAAGAAGAAGAAGAAGGUGAGCAGGGAAGUCGAGGGUGUCAGGGAGAGGAGGAGGAAGAAGAAGAAGAGGAGGAAGAAGAGGAGGAAGAUGACUCCAGCCAGGCAGAGGUUGUCAAGGGCAGGAAGGAACCUGCUGUGCAGCUGACUUCUUGUGGCCAGGGCCUGGAGGGGCCGUGGGAGCGGCCACCCCCGCUGGAUGAGCCCCAGAAGGAUGGAGCCUCUGAAGGCAAGGAAGAGGAAGAAGAGGCUGUGCAGAAUGAACCCGGUGAGGGGACCCAGCAUCCUGGUCCUCCUGUCCCUGGCACAUAGAUUUCCCGGAAUGCUGUUUCCUCCUUCCACCAACAACCCUGAUCCCCUAAAGAGGGAGGAAGAUGGGGGGACAACACUGUUCCCCCCUCCUUAUCCCCUACCUCUCACCUGCCAAGGCUGCAGCUUCUGAUACCUAGAAGACCAAGGCUAGUCUAUGUGUUUGCUUGUUUGCCCAUCCCUUUGCUGAUGCCCAGGGCCCCCAGACAUUGCUCAGUGCCCACCCUUACCAUCCAAACUACUCCCAUAUCCCCCCCCCCCAGCUGAGGAGGUGAGGUCGGGUUAGUUUUGAGUCCCAUUCCUGUCACGGCCUUGCCUCACACUGGAGAUUCCAAGGCACUCGACUCAAUAAUUGAGCCUCCCACCAUUUCUAUUUCUUGGAGCCCCCUUCUUCUUAGGCAUAGGAGACCCACAGGGCAGGACCCUAAGCCCAAGGCGGGGGGAGAUUCCUCUGGCUUUAGGAGCUCUCAGCAUCUUUCCUUUUGAAGGCCCCCUUGUUGCCCCUUUCUCCUUAUUUAGUUUUCCCCAGGGCACAGGGCCCAAGUGUCCCUCCUACUUUUUAGAAAUUACCUCCAUUCCUACCACUUCGGAUGGGGAGCCUAGAUGCCUGAGUCCCUGGGAGCCCUUUCCCUCACCCUGAGAUGGUCUGGGGGGAUUGUGUUUGUUUUGUUUUGCUUUGAUGCCAGGAAUGCACCUAGCCUAUGUAUGUGGGGAUUUGUACUUGUUCUGGGUGGGAGUGGGACAAAGUUCCCCUCACCCUCAAUCUGCCCUGUUGCCCAUGUUCCCUUUUCCCUACCUCUGCCAAUGGGCCUACUCCCCUCCUUUGCUGGAAUAAAGCUUUGUAAAUAACUA